Messenger RNA from Morchella sextelata, 3003 nucleotides. RefSeq lists its product as uncharacterized. Gene Ontology annotation, molecular function: ATP-dependent DNA damage sensor activity; ATP binding; mismatched DNA binding. Gene Ontology annotation, biological process: mismatch repair. The record is from RefSeq and is a predicted model, not a curated record. Lineage: Eukaryota; Fungi; Ascomycota; Pezizomycetes; Pezizales; Morchellaceae. Gene Ontology annotation, cellular component: nucleus. The transcript has 12 exons. The coding region runs from base 1 to 3003 and encodes 1000 amino acids.
AUGCGCUCGAUACUGGCCUCCUCACGUCCCCGGACACCACAUCUGCGCCCCCGACAACACUGCUACAGAUUCUUCACCUUCAGCGCUACAGACAGCAAUAUCGCCCCACAGGCGCGUCAGUUGCAAUGGCAACCACGAGCACCGCUGCGGAAGCCGCCGCAGUCACGCGGCGCAAAGCAGAAGUCGAAGGUGCGCUUCGACGAGCUCCCGCAGGGCCUCCUGGGCACGGGUGGGCUGCCACCGCUGCCGGAGAGCGAGGGCGAGAAGGGCGGGGAGAGCUACUCGACGGUCAUACAGCAGGCGAGGAAUAAUAUGAGGCGGUUCCCACAGUGCGUACUGCUGACUAGGGUCGGUGGGUUCUAUGAGCUGUAUUUUGAGAAUGCGGAGGAGGUGGGGCCAUUGUUGGGGCUCAAGGUGGGGAAGAAGAGGGCGGGAGGGGGGAAGGUGCCGGUUUCUAUGGCUGGGUUCCCGUUUUAUCAGCUGGACCGGUACUUGAAGGCGCUGGUACAGGAACAUGACCGCUAUGUCGCGAUCAGUGAGGAGUUUGAGAACCCGGAUAAGGGCGGUCUCAAUUGGGACAGGAAAGUAUCACGAAUCAUUACCCCCGGAACACUGAUUGACGAAAAGUUCAUGAACCCCUACGAAAACAACUUCCUCCUCGCAGUGUCAAUGCCCCCGCUGCCUGACCUGAUCUCAUCACUCGAUACGGAACUAGGGCUUGCCUGGUUAGAUCUGUCUACCGGUGACUUCUUCACGCAGCAGAGCACCGUUGGCAUGCUCAGUGGUGAUAUUGCCAGGAUUGGUCCCCGCGAGAUUGUGGUUCCUGAAAAGGAUGCCAUGGAGAGCGGUAAUGAGGGGCAGAGAGAUCUGCUGCAGGAACUCGAGAGAGAGGGGAACCUCAUAACUUAUCACUCGGAACCAAAAUUUCCGGGUAGUGAUGCGGUUCCUCUAAACUCCGUAGAGGACUGGAACCAGAUGCUGGAAGCACCUGUUCCGAGUGAUGUACAGGCAUCUAUGAGUGUCCCGGAGGUCGAAGCUGGGAAUAUUCUGUUGGGUUAUGCUCAGGCUCGGCUACCGGGCAUGCAUAUGAAGCUUCAACCUCCAAUUAGGAAGACAAUUGAAGACACAAUGUUGAUUGAUUCUAGGUCAAUGAAGGGCCUGGAAAUCAAAACGACUCUAAGAGAUAAUCUACAAGUCGGCAGCUUGCUGCACACCGUCAAAAGAACAGUAACAAAGUCUGGAACCCGGUUAUUAAGCAACUGGUUAACUUCCCCUGUCACCUCCGUCAGCAUAAUCGACAACCGCCUCAACCUGGUUGAAACAUUCCUGUACAACUUCCCGCUCCGGGAAAAGGUAACCUAUCUUCUCAAAAAGAGCCACGACUCGCAAAGAAUCGUUCAGAAGUUUACUCUAGGGAGAGGAGAUGCGGACGACCUGAUAGCCCUGGCAACAACCAUACAUAUCACCAACGACCUUAAAGAACUACUAACUCUCAGCAUGGACUCAAACACAUCCGAUGCCAACCGCCUGCAUCGGGCGAGCAUGGGGGCGCUUCUCAAAAGACUGGACAUCCCGCUAACGCUUGCCAAGAAGAUCACUAAAUCUAUCGACGAGGAAGGGCUAAUGCAGCAGCAGCGCAAUGAGCAGUCGGAGGCCGCAGAGAUGAUCGCGAGGGUCCAGGAGGUCAUCAAGGACAUCAAAGACGAGGAGGGCAGUGGUAGUACCCUAGAGGACUCAGGCUCGGCUGAGACCAAGGAGAUCCUGAACUCUGCGGCCGCGGGGCUGAGGAAACGCAGGAUUUUGUCGGGGAAGGAUCAGGAGCGGCAGGAGGCGUGGAUUAUGAAAAAAAGUGCGUCACCUACACUGGCGAAGCUCCAUAAGACGCUGGAGAAACUGGACAAACAGCGAGAUGAAAUGGAGGAGAACCUGCGCAGCACUCUGGAUGUUCCAUCAUUGACCCUGCGAUGGAACCCCGGAUACGGCCACAUCUGCCACGUGAAAGGUAAAGACGUCGACGCAGCCCACGAAAUCCUCAAAAACGCCAAAUCAGUCAGCAUCAGCAAGAGCACUCGCUCAUUCCACCUACCGGAAUGGACAGAGCUCGGCCGCGAUAUGGACAUACUCCGCCAACAGAUCAGAGGCGAGGAGCAGAACGUUUUCAAGUCCCUCCGCGACGCUGUAAUCAAAGUGCUCCUGAAACUGCGUAGGAACGCGGCCGUGCUGGAUGAGCUCGAUAUCGCAUGUUCCUUUGCAGCGCUGGCGCAAGAGCAGAACCUCGUCAGGCCUAUCUUGAACCUUGGAGUGACCCAUAAGAUUAUUGGCGGUCGACAUACGAUGGUCCAGGCCGGGCUCCAGGGGAAAGGAAGGUCGUUUACGCCCAAUGACUGUUUUGUCGGCGAUAAAGAGCGGCUUUGGAUCGUGACUGGGCCGAAUAUGGCGGGCAAGAGCACAUUCCUGCGCCAGAACGCGCUCAUCUCGAUUCUGGCACAGACGGGCUCGUUUGUACCUGCCGAGUACGCCGAGAUUGGCAUCGUGGAUAGGAUAUUCAGUAGGGUGGGGAGUGCGGAUAAUCUGUUUAGGGAUCAGUCAACGUUUAUGGUGGAGAUGAUGGAGACGGCGCAGAUAUUGAAGCAGGCGACGCCGAGGUCUUUUGUAAUCAUGGACGAAGUCGGCCGGGGGACCACCCCCGUCGACGGGCUCGCCGUGGCCUACGCCUGCCUGCACCACCUCUACACCAUCAACCGCUCGCGCGCGCUCUUCGCUACGCAUUUCCACCAGCUGGCGGAGAUGGUGCGCGGGCCCGGGUUCGAGAGCGUGGGGUGCUACUGUACGGACCUCGAGGAGGCUGAGGAUGGGUCGUUUGCGUAUAUACAUAAGCUGCGCAAGGGCGUGAAUACGCAGUCGCAUGCGCUGAAGGUUGCGUUGUUGGCGGGGAUUCCGGAGAGUGCGAUUAGGGUUGCGGAGGAGACGUUGGGGAGGUUGCAGGGGGAGGGGGCGGGGUAG